Molecule: messenger RNA, 828 nt
Organism: Porites lobata
Lineage: Eukaryota; Metazoa; Cnidaria; Anthozoa; Scleractinia; Poritidae
Source: the annotation of a GenBank genome assembly
UGCGUUCUGAACGUCUCUUUAUCCUAUACUGCUAUCAUGUCAAACAUUGUCACCGUACACGCGGUACGAAAGACAUUAUCCUUGUCAAAGAAUUUAAAAACAUUGCUCUUGAGUCAGGCUGUCUCUGAUAUCGGCGUUGGUUUAGUGGCGCAACCUUUAUAUGUCGCACGUAUGAUCCUCUAUUGGAGUCAGGGUACUGAAAACAAUCCAACAUAUUUUGCCAUAAUGAUAAUGCACAUCAUCGCGUCGAAUCUAUUCAGUUUUGCAACGAUCCACGGCGCUAUGGCGUUGUGUACCGACAAAUUCAUGGCCGUUCAUCUUCACCUCAGAUACCAGGAACUAGUGACACACAAGCGAGUUGUUGGUGUGGUAAUCUUAAUUUGGGCAUUGAGCGGAUUUCUUUCAUUCGCCAGGCUGUGGAUGUCAAUAAAUUUCAUGUACGCAAUUCUCGCGAUCUUUAUAUCCGCUUGUAUUGUAACGGCAACUUUCUUUAGUGUCAAAAUUUGCUGGUUUGUACGGCGCCACGUAAGUGACCUUCACGUUUUGCAGCCACCACAAGUAACGCAGAACGGACAAAUGGCUAAUAUCUUAAGGCGGAGAAAGUUCGCGAUAGCGUCAGUUUACUUACAUCUGGUUUUUCUGAUUUGUUAUUUGCCAAAUAUUUUCACCUCGUUUGCUGUCGCUUUCACCUCUUACUCAUUGAACAUCAAACUAAAGGCUUUACACGGUUAUAGUCUGACACUCCUCUAUCUCAAUUCAUCCAUUAACCCCCUUAUUUACUGCUGGAAGAUGAAACACAUCCGCCAUACAGUCAUUAGGAAGCUUUAG